ACAGAGGGAAUGUCCCUCACUCUGUCCUGUGUGAUUGUGAUUCAUGUGAUCAGUUCAUUCUGCUCAUUGAUGUGUCGUAUUUUUCCCAUCAUCCAAGAUGAAAAGGCUUCAGCAGUUUGUGGAGAAAAAGAAAGUUGAUCACAAGUUCAAGCAGGCUGGAUCUGGCCACAGACUUGACGAGCAGCGACAAAUGCCUGUUGCUACAAGUUCCCAGCAGCAGCAAGUUCGUGUGACCCCAGCACCAAGUGCAGCACGAGCUGGCGAGGCAGCCUUAGCAAGGCUUCAACCAGACCGGCCAGCAUCAGCAGCCAAAAUGAAACAACUCAAAGCAAAGGCCGCAGCCGAGAGAGAAGCAGAACAAGCGGCUAUGGACAGGAUGAACAACCCGACAGUGUCCUCGCGGGCAUCAGGCAGGUCAACUUCUCCCGAGCAGCCAGCUUUCCAUGAUGACCAAGCCCCUGUUUCUGUGAGUGGCAUCUUCUAUCAGUGCCCGCUGGGCUGUUCUCCAGUCAUUCCAAAAGCGUCGGUGGACGAACACCUGCAGAUGUGCCUGCUGACCAGGUUGCUUCCUGAAAAUCCCCUAGAGGCUUCGGCCAAAAUGGUCCACACCUAUAAUAAGGACAAGGAAAAACGCCAGGCUGGAAUAGACAUCAUGUGCAAAUAUUUAGAGAACGUGUGCAAUAAUCUUGCCGAGGAGAAGUACCAGAGGAUCCGCAUGGGUAACAAGGCCUACGUGGAGAAGGUGGCGUGUCUCGAAGGCUCACACGAGUUCUUGCAAGCGGUGGGAUUUUUACCCAAGAUGCUGCCCCACCAAGAGACGGAAGAGGCUUUCUUAGUGUUGACCCCCGAAGCAGCAGCCAACAUAGAGCAGCUGAGGUCGGCAUGCGAGCUCUUACAGACAGCCCAACCCUUGAAGGCUUCCCUCCAUCGGGACCUGAAGGUCUAUCAGAAGUCCUCUCAGGCCAGCCAGUUCCAACUGCCCCAGGACUUCUACAGAAUCAAACCGGAAGAGGCCAAGAGACAACAGCAACUCAGGACUGAGGAAGUAGAACGCAAUGCCGUGCUGCGGACCAAAGCUAUGAAGGAGGCUGAGGCACUCAGGAAUCUACGGAGAUAUCGAUACGCUCUGAUCCGAGUCCGGUUCCCCAAUGGAAUUCUCCUCCAAGGCACAUUCCACGCAUCAGAUAAGCUGUCUGAGGUCUUUGAGUUCAUCAGGUGCUCACUUAUCAAUGACUGGCAGCCCUUCAUUCUGACUGAUGCAACAGGACUGAAACUAACGGAGGAAGACUGCAAGUUGGCUGAGCUCAAGCUGGCACCAGCGGCUGUUGUCAACUUUUCAUGGGACGCAGCGAUCAUGGAAGAAAUUGUGGCAGCCCAGGGGUUCGUGCAAGAGGGUGAUUACCUCAAACCAGAGCUCAUCAAUGCAAUCCAAAGUCUCUGAGCCGUGGAGAUACAAAAACUAGAGACAAUAUAGUAAUUGAGUGGACCGUCUUGUUCACGCAACUUGUCCAGCUUGUUGUAGGGUGACCUGGCGUGAUGUCAUCAACGAGUUUGUUGGGCUCAAUGGGGUCCGUGCACAAGUACCCCCUCAACGGUAAGAAAGGGACAGUUGGGGAUGACAACCUUAAGAGACAUUCGAAAGCAUUACUGAUGAUGCCAGAUGCUGACGCGAAGACGCUUUAACUGUUUAUACAUUCAGAAUAUACUUAGUAAAUGCAUACUUCUCACCAUACACAUGUAAACCGUGUCCUAAUUACUUGGCAACAGCUUGACAUGACACACCUGUUUAUGGUAGCGGCUGCAGCCACUUCCCAUAGACACGUGUGUAAUUUCAAGCCGUAGCCAAGUAAUUUGGACCCAGCCCUAGCCACGGAAUUGUUAUGCUUAUGAUUACCAUUUUGUGCUUACAGUGUUAGUGAGGACAUUUUGUGUUAACCCUGUAAGCAGAGAGUCCACAGUCACACGCAUUUGCGUUCACACUCAGAAAUUCCUUUUCAACCCUUGAAAUAUGCUAAACAUUUUUCUUUUAUAUUUUAGCAAAACCAUGAAAUUUGGCCAUGAUGCUUUUGGAUUCAGGAAGAUUCCUAACAAUUUUGUUUCAAAAUUAUUUGAAAAUCGUAAUUUUCAGGGUAUUCCAUAAUUAUUCAACGCUUACAGGUUUAUUUACUUUGUGCAGAUAUAAAUAUUUUUCUGAGAGAAAUUGAAGUCAUUAAGGAAUUCAAAAGAUAUUUGUAAAAUUUCACAGUGUUGAAAAACUGUUUAAAUUAAGCUUAUUAAUCGAUACAGAUUUACUUCAACAAUUGUAAACAUUGUAAUUGAUAUUUGUAGACAUAGUUAACAUUGUAAAUGGAUCUAUUCAUGUCCACGAGAAAAUACAUUACGUAUGAGAGUUAUAUAUGAGACUUUAGAAAAAGAAGUCAAAAUUUAAAGAGGGGAUGUAGAGCAUGUAAUAAUAGAAACAUAUUUACUAUCUGCGUGGCAAUUUGGGGUGUAUUUUUCAAGUUUCCAGUUAUUCAGGUUUCAAAUAAUGUAUGUCUAUAGUUGAAAAUGUUUAUUGUAUGUUUAUUCAUGGCAAAGAUUAAAAUUACUUCCUGACAUCAGACAUUUUUUGGUUACAAUAUUUGGCCAGAUGGAUGAUCUUGUUCAAGUUCGGAAGUGUAUUCUAGUAUUUGUUAAAGAAUUUGACACUGUACAUGUAUGUGACAGCUCGUCAGUAAUUGUCCAUUCUUUUUUCAUUUUUCAGUAUAAAGUCAACAAAAUUUUGACAACUUUUGACAGGUGCAUUAGAUUUUGUGCUACUUUGUUAUUCAACCUGCAUGGAAGAAUGAAUACUAAAAUAUUAAAAAUCACACAUUAAAACAACAAGAAUCCACAGUGGGCA
This is a messenger RNA of Patiria miniata (bat star), 2881 nucleotides long. RefSeq names its product UBX domain-containing protein 6-like (gene ubxn6). The record is from RefSeq and is a predicted model, not a curated record. Gene Ontology annotation, molecular function: protein binding. Gene Ontology annotation, cellular component: cytoplasm. Lineage: Eukaryota; Metazoa; Echinodermata; Asteroidea; Valvatida; Asterinidae. The coding region runs from base 98 to 1441 and encodes 447 amino acids. The transcript has 10 exons.